AUGGAUGAAACCAAACAACCUCCAGCGGCUGCCGUCGAUGAAACCCUCGAGCGCAAGCGCGCGGCGAUGCUGGAGCGCCUUUCCAACCGCCACCUCUCUCGCCUCUCCGGCAAGCCGGAUUCCACCUCAGCGUCGACAUUCGAGUCCACGCAAUCGUUCCUCGCCCAAUUCUCGCAGUCUAAGCUCCACAUCGAAUCACGAAUCUCCGAGAUCCGUCGAGAUCCAGAUCCGACCCGCAAACCCGAUCUGGAAGCAGUCUCACUCGAUAUCUCCGCCCUCGAGAAGCUCGUCGCCGAGAAUUCCUACUUUCUGCCCCCCUACGAAGUUCGCAACUGCCUCAAUGCCGUCGGGCAGCUCAAGCAAUCUGUCGAUGAGGUCACCGCCCUCGUCAUCCCGAAGAAAAAAUUCUCGUUCAAGAACAAAACAUCCAGAAAAGCCACCGCACUGCCCGAUCGAAAAGAUGUAGCAGUCGUCUCAGAACCCGAGGUAAAACUGAAUUCGGGAUUGGAGAAGUUAGGGUUUAGGGAUUUGAUUGUCGGGCCUGGGUUUAGAAACAGAGAAAACGAGGUGUUAGCCAAAGAAUUCGACAGCAACGAGCCAGAGGGACAAAAUGUAGAAUUUACGCUGUCGAAUUUGAGGGACUGUGAAGUCAGAUUGAAGGGGCAUCUAAGAGCAUUCUUCAUGGAUAAAUUGAAGAACUGUAAGGUGUACGUAGGUGCAGUGAUGGGAUCGGUUCUGAUCGAGGGAGCUGAAGGGUGUGUGUUUGUGUUGGCUUCGCAUCAAAUCAGGAUCCAUAAUGCGAAAAGUUGUGAUUUUUAUCUUCGGGUAAGGAGUAGGCCGAUUAUCGAGGAUAGUUGUGGAGUUAGGGUUGCUCCUUAUUGUUUGAGUUACGAGGGAUUAGAGAAGGAUCUGAUGGAGGCACAUCUUAGUGAGGAGACUGGGAAUUGGAUGAAUGUGGAUGAUUUUCGAUGGUUAAGGGCAGUGCAAUCUCCUAAUUGGUCGGUUUUGCCAGAAAAUGAGCGUAUCGGCGUGGUGGAUAUUUCGGAUGUGGGAAAUGUUGGUUGA
This is a messenger RNA of Striga hermonthica, 1065 nucleotides long. The record is from the annotation of a GenBank genome assembly. NCBI's taxonomy places the organism in Eukaryota, Viridiplantae, Streptophyta, Magnoliopsida, Lamiales, Orobanchaceae.